This is a messenger RNA of Botrytis cinerea B05.10, 1084 nucleotides long. RefSeq lists its product as hypothetical. Gene Ontology annotation, molecular function: metal ion binding. The record is from RefSeq and is a predicted model, not a curated record. Gene Ontology annotation, biological process: protein histidyl modification to diphthamide. The transcript has a single exon. Bases 63 to 605 code for a protein of 180 amino acids. NCBI's taxonomy places the organism in Eukaryota, Fungi, Ascomycota, Leotiomycetes, Helotiales, Sclerotiniaceae.
GAGUAAAAAAGUAGGACAAACAAAAGACGACGGGGACAGCAAAACUCAACCCUGAUGGAUCAAUGACUUGCACACCGACAUAUUACGAGAUCUUAGACAUCCCGUCGUCUCUCCAAAAUGCAACACACAUUCCGGUAGCAACUUUGCGAAGCGCAUAUCGACGCGCACUUCUUCGAAAUCACCCUGACAAAUCUCAAAGCCAAGAACAAAGUCAUACAAGCAGACCCCAAACAGUCUAUACUAUUGACCAAAUAUCCGUGGCUUUCUCUCACCUAUCGGACUCCAAACUACGAGCACAAUAUGACAAGGAAUUGAGAUUGCAGAAUCACUCUAUACAUGGCACAGGACAAAAGGAAGGAGAAGUUUUCCGAACGGGUGUUGAAGUUGUCGACUUGGAUGAUUUGAAUGUCGAGGAAGAGAAUGGCAUAUGGUAUAGAAGCUGUAGAUGUGGAGAUGAUCGAGGGUUCUUGAUUCGAGAGCAAGAUUUAGAGGAGGCAGCUGAAGAUGGUGAAAUCAGUGUGGGAUGUAAGGGGUGCAGUCUCUGGCUCAAAGUUCUCUUUGGUGUGAUGGAGGAUCUGCCAGACGAUAAGGGAUCGGAUGCAUAGAUGCAGGAUAAUAAAGGACAAUAUAAUCAGCUGUGCCUGGUUUGCUGUCAAAGGCUGGAGCACAAUAUGAAGGCUCGACAAUAGAGAGCUUCGAAUAAAGAGUCACUGAGUUCACCGGCCAAGAAGGAAAGAGCUAAAGAUAUGAAUAAAAUAUUGGUUAGAAUAGCAUUUGGAAGCUUUCCGAGCCAUGGUAGAUGAGGAUGCUUUACUUCCCCUUACUUAUGGCCUUUACGAGCUGCUACGAGAAUGGAUGGAGAUCAAUAUCGAUAUCUAUACAGAUAUUGACUUGGCUUGCGUCAAAAAGUAUGUACCGUCUUCCUAUGACUUCCAAUCAAAGCUCGAAAGCUAUUGGUCGCCUCAAACCUGCGGUGGUUGUAAAUCUUCUUCUUGCAACAACCAAAUGAAACCUUGACGGUAAAUAUUGGAGCACGUCAACAUAUCGUAGGAGAAGAUCGAUAUAAUGUUGUUCGAACCGUUUA